AUGAUCGAAAUGGGCAAGCUAGGUCCACGAGUGUUUAAAAGGUCCGAAACUGAACGAGCUCGCAGCUAUCAAGCUGUCCAUAGCCAUAUGGAAGCGCUUCUCAAUCGUGAGGAAAGCUUGGAUUCUAAUAAUAUGUCAGAGGAGGAAUUGAGAAAACGCUACGACUCUAUAUAUGCCCGGGAAGCGGAAUUGGACAAACUGUAUGCGAAAAAGCAUAGACACCUAUUUUAUGAUGAUUACGAAGAAUUAUAUAUCGAUAUUGGUCCACUCAUAGACGCUGUCAGUGGAAUGUGCAGUCGUGUCAAGACUACAGUAACCGACACUUUCGCAAAAAUCAAAAAUAAGAUUUUUGAGAAGCCGACAACUUCAAAUCCCUCUCCUAUAUGA
Molecule: messenger RNA, 387 nt
Organism: Caenorhabditis briggsae
Lineage: Eukaryota; Metazoa; Nematoda; Chromadorea; Rhabditida; Rhabditidae
Exons: 3
Coding region: 1-387 (128 amino acids)
Source: RefSeq, a predicted model, not a curated record